Molecule: messenger RNA, 7473 nt
Organism: Mauremys mutica (yellowpond turtle)
Lineage: Eukaryota; Metazoa; Chordata; Testudines; Geoemydidae
Gene: PALM
Product: paralemmin
Exons: 9
Coding region: 501-1508 (335 amino acids)
Biological process (GO): regulation of cell shape
Cellular component (GO): membrane
Source: RefSeq, a predicted model, not a curated record
CAAUCUAAGGCAAGAGAUUACAGGUGGAUACGGACAGGGCAGCACAAGGAAACAAGGCAUGAUGGCCUGCAGCUGUCCCUGCCCAGCUGUCAGGCAGCCAAUGAGCACAGCUGGGCCACAGCAGAACCACCGGACUGGCUAAGGAGAUCCCCUGGCUGGCUCUUAAGCCCAGCAGCUGUGGAGGCUCAGUGCAUAUGUCUGUGGGUUCUUUGCCUGCCCUGUACUCACCUUACUCCAAGCCUGCUCCAGCUUAGACCCUGCCCUCAUUCCUGCUGGGUCCCAGCCCUGCUCCUGACUCCAGGAUCGCGGAGGCUGGCGCCGUUCAGCAAGAGAGGCUGCAGGCCAUAGCGGAGAAGAGGAAACGUCAGAUCGAGAUCGAAAAUAAAAGGCGGCAGCUGGAAGACGACAGGCGCCAGUUACAGCACCUAAAGUCCAAGGCUCUGAGGGAGAGGUGGCUGCUGGAAGGAGCCCCGUCGUCCGCCUCCGAGGAAGACGAGGCCAUGAAGAAGCAGAUGCAGGAAGACAAAGUGAAGACCAAGGAGCUGGAAGAAACCAUCCAGAGGUUAGAGAGGGAGCUGGAGAUUCUGGAGAACGGGGACUCGGCGCCUUCCGCCAAGAAGCUGGGGAAGGAGGUGCCAGCAAAGGAGGAGAAAGCAGCAAACGCACAGAAGACUCCGCUGGGCACAGCUAAAGCGGAGCAGAAGAUCUGCAACAGCCCCAUGAAGUCGGUGGAGGGCACUGACAUGAUGAAGGCAGCCAUGUACUCAGUGGAGAUCACAGUGGAGAAGGACAGAGUAACUGGCGAGACCAAAGUCCUAUCCAGCACCACCCUGCUCCCCAAGAAUCAUUGCCUGCAGGGGGUCAAGGUGUACGAGGAUGAGAUGAAAGUGGUGCACGCGGUCCACAUGGAGGACGGAGCCAUCGAGAACGGGGUGCACCCUCUCAGCUCCUCCGAGGUGGACGAGCUGAUCCACAAGGCAGAUGAGGCGAACCUGAGCGAGGUCUCCCAGAGGGACUUGAAGACCAAGGAGCGCGAAGAGGCCAAGAAGGGGGGUCCCGGGAGCAGCCUGCCCAGCCAGAAGACCACUCCCCGGAAGGAGAUCACGGGGGUGCAAGCCAAGCCAGUGGACAGCCCAAGAAUCCUGGCCUCCGGCGACGGGGCGGAGCCUAGCAAAGAGCAGCCGGUUACCAUGAUCUUCAUGGGCUACCAGAACGUGGAGGACGAGGACGAGACCAAAAAGGUGCUGGGCCUGGGGGGCACCAUCAAGGCCGAGCUGGUGGUGAUCGAAGAUGCCGACAACAAGCCAGCGGCGGCCGGAGCGGCAGAUUGCACGGGCAAGGACCACGCCCCGCCCAACGGCAGCACCGUGGAGCCCGUGGCCGCCCUGCCGCAGAAGGAAGACGGCCAGGUCGGGGAGACGCCAGGAACCAACGACACGGAUCCCAAGGGGGCCGAUCAGGACCUAGACAUGAAGAAACAGCGUUGCAAAUGCUGCACGGUGAUGUGAAACGUCUGCCGGCUCCAUUGUACAGCCAAAAAGGACUGCCCCCCCCACACCUUCUGUUACCCCAUCCCUCAUAGUUCCCUAGGUUCCACCCACAAACUCCAAGUGACACAGGAUUUUAUUUACCUACCAGACACAACUUCUUUUUCUUAAGAGACUGGGGAAACAAAUGCAGUGUUUGUAAAGUGUAUAAUAGGCAGCACCAUCUCCCGGCCGCGGCAUCGCUCGUCUGACGUCCGCUUCCAUGCAAUACGCCACCGGCGCUGAAUAUUAUAUUUAUUAUACACGCUUAUUUUUUCCCCCUGCCUUUGUCUCUCCCCCACCCGCUCCCCUGUGCCAUGGUGGGGUCUCUCAGAGAUCCUCAGCCCACCGGGGAUGGCCAUCACCAACUCUCCCGCCUGUAGGACUCCCUUUUUUUUUAUUUUACCAAUGGCUUUCCCCCUCGUUAAAUGGCACCCUCCUCUGUUAUCCAAAGGAUGCCGGAGCUCAUCUCACUGAUGCGGGGCUCAGGAGAGGGUCAUAGGUCUAAGAAGCCUCCUUAGAUGGUUCUUCAAGAACUGGCUGUUGUUAGGACUUUUUUUUCCGGCCUUCUGGAAGGGGAAGGAGGGAGGCCACCUACGUCCCAGCACUUUCUCCAUAUGCCCUGGCGUCAACGGGCCACGGUUUAGAAACACUCCGGCCACCUGCUCCAGCAAGACAGAAGCUCCUAUAUCAUCUUGAAGAGGCCACAGCCCAGCCUGCCUGUCCAGCGGCAGCUUAACUAUCCCCCUCACCCCGGGUUCGUUCCGAUGACAGGUCUGGGGAAACCCAACAAGGCACAGACACAGCGCCCCAGACCACAGCUCCACAAGAAGUUUGAAGCAGAGGUUUCGGCCGGCACGUGAGCUGCUGGGCCGAACUUAAAUUUGGCCUGAUCUUGCUGCUUAGAGUUUUUAAGCACUGACCCGAGCCUUCAAACCAGCCGCAAGAGGGACUGUUUCUGCGGCAAAAGGGAAAGGACACUCUCCGGGGAGGAGACCUCUGCAAACGCGUGUGACGUACCGACACAGCUUGGCCAAGGUCCGUGGGGGUGGGCUGGGAGAUGGACCUGCUGUUUCAACACCUAAAGUUGAUCGUUCCUGUGGUGCCAGGGGCAACUCUCGGUUCCAGAAAAAAUGCAGCGGUGUAAAAAAUAAACAGGUCCCUGCUGGAUUUCCAGGCAGCAGAAUCGGUCAUUCCGGAGUCACUCCUCCUCUGAAGGAACUUCUCAGUCCGGCACUCACAAUGGUGACCACAAGCCUUAAGGUACUUUAUUGACCCCGCUGGUUUGAAUGCCGGAACCGGGGCCUAUCAGCUCCCACACCCCUGUGAUGUCAUGUCCUCUGCUGGUUUCUACAGAAGAGCGGCUCCUUCAUUUCUUAGCUGGCUUUUCUGUGCUGGAAUGCCAAGGCCGUGACGGGGCGAGGUGGUUGGAAGGACAUUGACUGCGUCUCCCCUUGCAUGAACGUUUCCCUUGUCGACACCGUGCCGGUAAGGAUAUCGGCCACUGAGCUGUUGACCGAGAUGCUCCCAGCACUGGACGGUGGGUGAAACUGGCAGAGGUUGGCCCAAGUCUCGGCCAGCGGGAGACGGGACUGCUUGUUGGGAGUUCUGGAGGGUUGUUCUGGACAUGUCCAUGGUCAUUAAACCGUGGAGCCCUGGUUAGCCACAGGUAGGGCCCUCGUCCCCUGUCAGUACCUCCACCCACUCAGCACCGGCAGCCCCAUAGCAUCAAUGCUGUCGCCUUUCCAGUCCAGGGCAGCCCUCCCCCGCAACAUGCUCGUCUGGACAAAGUCUGAGCCCUCCAAUCCCUGGGCAUGUCCUAUUGCUGCAUGGGUGCAUGGGGCAUUAUGAUUCGCCUUUGGCAUCACCUAGUGGCAUUGAUGGGUCCCCUCGAGUCAGUUGCUUAUUCAGCAUAUUUGGCCCUGGCAAAGCAAAACGGUUUUCACUUUGGGGCCAAGGAGCCCAGCAAGGGACCCGACAAAUGGCUCUGAAGGGGGGCAGAGUUUGGCAGCUGCCUCAAUUGCUUGAAGACACCCCUAAACCAGGCCCCAGUCCUGCCCUCCUUGAAACCUAUGCAGGCCUGCUGACCCCAAUGGGGUUGCACCGGCUGUUCCUGAAAGCAGAAUUCCCCCUUCCCCCAAGUAAAGAGAUGGGGCUGGAUUCGACUCUCGGCUACCCGCUGACUGGUGUGGGUCCGCCCCAGAGCUUGGGGGCUCCUCUGGGGGGUCCCUCACAGAGGUAUCCGCCCUCAGAAUAUCUCUGUUCUUUAACUGGGUCCUGCUGAAGGAGGGCACCUGGUUUUGAAAGCAGCGAAGUGAGUGGGGAUGCUUUGCGCGGCUCAGAGCAGGAGCAACUUUCGUUCUUUUGCUGCUCCUGGUUCGAGUCUGUAGCUGGCCACUGGGCCUCAGCCACCGCCCGGGAGCUUCUGAUUCUUAGCCGGGCUGACGUCCGUUCUCGGGAACACCUCGCGAGGGAGCUCCUCAGAACGGAUGCCUCCCUGAUCCCUACUCGCUUUCCUUGCACCCACUCUCCCUGCAGCGUAGCGCUGUGGGCGUGGCGCGACCAGCCCCUCGCUCCCCUGAUCACGCCCGACGAAUUGCAGGCCAGACCCCAGCUGGUGUAAACUGCCAGAGCUCCGUCGACUGCAGGGGGGCGACGCCGGCUCACUGACACCAGCUGAGGAUCUGCAGCUGAGCAUGACCCGGGAGGCAGUUCUGCUCCGCCACAGCCAGAUUCGCAAGGAUGGUGCAAGUCCCCCAAAGGCAGCUUGUUGGCUCGCUGCGUUCGGGCCCCCAUCCGAGUGGGGCGGCCCUUUAGGGAAGGCAAUGGGAGUACAGGGUAAACCCCGUCCAGCAGGACAAAUCAAUCAAUGGGCCAUGACCCAGGGGUGCCACUAGAAUGCAGGCUCGGUGCUAGUGGUGAGACUUCCCAGCUAGACAGACCAAGCUACUGGGUGUGGGUCUCGGGUCUCCUUUGCUGUGGCAGGGGCUGAAACAGGACGAGCUGCAGGGUUAGUGACAGGACUAGAGAUUUCAGCUCGUGUACCACUCACUGUGCAAGGAAAAGCUGGGGCUCAGUUAGUGUUUGGUUCGGGACGGCAGAGUCAGGGAUGCCUUGGAGCUGGAUCAUUUAUCUGCAGUGAAUCAUUUAUCGAGCUGACUUGAGACCUUUUUCCCACGCGCCCCAGAUAGACUUUAUUACAGAUUUGCUCGUUACUGGAAACGGUUCGACGAACGCUCAGUGAAAACGCUCCGGGAACUUGGCAUUAGGCAGGGCGUCAGGUUGCGGGCCGGAGUCUCUGCUCUCCAGCGGGAUUGUUGAAAUUUGUUACAAGCGGGGACGAGGGAAGGGAUUUGAGGAGGUGCUCCUGGGAACGCUUCCUGCACGGAGCACACGUUUGCACGCGCGUGAGCGAGCCGUGAGCUUCCCAGGAACGUUCUUGCAGGCAGACAAACGCAAAAGCUUUUGGGCGUGUUUGCGGAAAUCACGCCAAACGCCCUCAAGGUCAAGUUGGGGCCAGCUCCCCAUCUCGAGUAAGUCAGCCCAGUUCCAUUGACUCCAGUGGAUUUACACCUUCGGAGGGCCCGGCCCUGGGAGGUGAUGAAUGCUUUUUAUUUGUUGGAAAUGUUCGCCCGGCUCUAGACACUAUGGGGCCAGAUCCUCACCUGGUGUAAGUGGGAAGCCAAUGGCAUUAUGCCAGUUUAUGCCACCUGUGUGGUGCAUCAGUGCCAUGGCCGCCAUCUUUACAGCAGGUCGGUCAGUUAAUGGGGAGGUGAUAAAGUGUGGGGAGGGGGCUCUGGGCUCCCUUGGUUUUCACCCUGUUCUCUCACAUCAUCCUUAGAGGCUGAUCUCACCCAGGUGUUGCCCACUGGCAACAGCAUCUUCUGCCCGGGCGUGAAGGGGGACGUCAGCCUGGCUUCUCUGUGAUGUGAAAAUUACCACUGGGCAAGAUUAACAGCACGUGCCCUGUAGGCUUAACUGGACUCAGCAGGUGCCAAGGCUACUUGCUGUCUCUCUGCAGAGGGGUAAAUUUCACCCUAAUGUGAUGGCUCAAGGAUUAACCAAAGAUCAGGCCCGUGACUGCACGUAAUGGUCUCCCCUCCCCCCACGGUUUGUGUAGCAUUCGCCGUUAGAGCGUUUCCCCUGCUGUGCAGCUUGAUAGGUUCCCGUGCUCGGUGUCGCCCCAUGGCUGCUCCCUGCCGCACCCAGCUGUGGUUUUCGCACCCUUCCACGACGUGUCGGCGGUUCUCAUCCCUGGCGUUCGUCCUUGUCCGGUCAGUCGUCCGGAGAGGACUCGGGCUCGUGGCAAAGCUCCUGGAGCACAACACACGUAGCAGCCUGCGUGCCCAUGGGAACAGACCCACCCGGGGCCGUGCCCAUGGGAACAGACCCACCCGGGGCCGUGCCCAUGGGAACAGACCCACCCGGGGCCGUGCCCUUUCUUCCUCCUAGCUCCGCUGACUUUAAGAGGGGCCCAGAGGGAGGCAGCAGUGAAGUUAGCCCCCAAAUAGAAACCAAGAGGUUAAAAAGUAUGUGCCCACGCACUCGCACACACGCGCACACACAGAGACAUCACGACCUGACGCCUGGAUCAACAGGGACUCCAUUUUACAAUCAAAUUGUUCCUGCCCCUUCUAGGCGCCGAUCCAGCAAAGCACUAAAGCCCGGGUGUAACUCUGCGCAUGUUCUUUGCUGGACCAGGGAUCCGUCCUCCGUCUGCACCCGGUUCCAUUUCCAGUCUCCUCACGUUCCCGUUCAAAGAUUCUCGGAGCGGUGGGAGGGCCGGGUCCAGAGAAGCAGAUCCCGGUUAGUCACUUGCUUUUUCCCCACUAGGCUGCCUGGUUCCCUUCGGCCUGUGACAAUCAUUUCUCCAGGGGCAGAUGGAGGCUGACGCUUUCCUCUCAGUGCUCAGCCUCCGACCCUUGGCCUUCGAACGCAGCAGCAUCACAGCUGCUUCGCCCCUGGGAUUGGGGUACAGACUAGCUUCCCCUUGUGAUCCCUGAAAGAGGCACCCGGCUCCCCAGCAUUGGGUUUGGCGCAAUCCAGGAGGGACCCGGGCAAAGCUUCACCUGGAGCCGAUUCCACCACCCCUCAAUUAUUUCAUUUAACCAACGGUCUUAGCCCACAGGGCUGAGAUCUUUGCUGAAGAAUAACCGUAUGGACCCUGGGGCUUUCUGUGUAAUCAUGUCUGUUCUCGAGGGGGGUGGCGGGGCGGUGUGAGAGUGACCCAGCUGUACAAAGAGUGACGUUGCCUGCCCGGCUGCCCUUGCCAGGUGCAUGUUGUCCUCCUGUAGCCCUUCCUUGGUCCUGUCCCAGCCUGGGGUGGGGCCAGGCUGCAUCCCCUCCUCCAUGGCAGGUGGCUGUCGAGAAUCAGCCGGCUUUGUGCCACCUCCUGGGCGGGGAUCUGGCUCCUAGGGCUCCACAGAUCCGGCCCUGGGAGCCCUUGCUGGUCUGGGGGCAGCCCUGCCCCCCAGUCCACACACGGGGCAGAUGGGGAGUUACGCUACGGGGGAGACCUCCCCCACGUUCCAGUCUUAAACCAGACACCAGCCUAUGAGUCUGCUCCUGAUGGGCUUUCCGCUGCUGCUGUUAAUGGGGCUCAGGAUCGGGCCCUUGAUUUCUCAGCUGGAUCAGGGUUGGGGGGGCUUGAGGGGGAGAGAGCAGGCGCCCAGCACAUUCCGAACGGGAGACUGGUCUGCAGCCCCCUCCUCUAGCCCCUUCCCCCCACAUCUGCCUGGCCCCUUCCCAGCCGCUGUGUGUCCAGGGCGGUCCCUCUGUGAGUCCCCCCCCCAGUCCUCCCCGCCCCCCACUGCGUGACUCGGCUGAAGUGCACUUCCCGUGCUCCUGUGCUUUUUAAUUGUGACGAGCCGUUUGAAGUUACAGCCCCCGUUGUUUGUAAUACACCCGAACUAAGCCAAUAAACUGUGUGACUAAUCCGACGGCUGCC